CGUGGCAGGGGGGCAGUUUAGAGCACAACACCUGUAUCCGACAUUGAUAUAAAAAAAAACAAAAAAAACAAUAUUUUGUAAUGUAGUUACAUUGACACAGUGUCUAUGUUAAAUCCAGUCCUCCAUCGCUUGGGGCGCUAAAGAAAACGACGGACCAUCGGCUGACAGCUUUUCUGGCCGCCUGUGUGGCUGGGCGUGGUGGGCUUUCUGUUUGUAACGGGGUGUAGGAUUGCUGUGUUUGUACUGUAUAUGCAUUUUCAUUUUCCUGCUGUGUCGAGCAUCUCUGUUUUCUUAUAUAUUAUUUUAGACAGCUUUUUUUGCGCCGAUGCGUUUACUUACUCCAGUAGUUGCCAGGUAGUUAGCCCUGGUUGAGCGCGCGCUGGGGAUUACGAGGGGCGCUAUUCAGAGAAAUCCUUACCAAAUGGCGAUAUACUGACUAAAAAUUUGUCUGAUUUGCACUGGUGUCAUCUGAGAUCGCCGAAAUCAUGUCACUAUACGAUGACUUGGGCGUAGAAACCAGUGACACUAAGACUGAAGGCUGGUCCAAGAACUUCAAGCUGCUGCAGUCCCAGCUGCAGGUGAAGAAGGCCGCCCUCACGCAAGCUAAGGUACGGUGUCGGAGUCAGCGUACAAAGCAGAGCACUGUUCUUGCCCCGGUGAUUGAUUUAAAGAGAGUCAGCUCCAGUGAUGAUAGGCAGAUUUCAGAUCUCCCACUCCACCUGGCCUCCGUGCUAAAGGAGCCUGUGCCAGGAAGUUUUCCCAUGGGCGAUGUGCUGAUGCCUCUGGCUGAUGAGUAUGACCCAAUGCUCCCUAAUGAGUAUGAGAAGGUGCUGAAGAGGCAUCGGGAAGAGAGGCAGCGCCAGCGAGAGCAGGAGAGGCAGAAGGAGAUUGAGGAGAGGGAGAAGCAUGGGAAACGUAAGGACUGGCCUGAGAGUGGAGCUCCCACUGGAUUCUCCCGGUUUCCAGCUGAGGGAGACUCGGAUGAAGAGGACGAGUAUGAGAAGGAAAAGAGGAAAAGGAGUAUGGGGGGAGCAGCAAUUGCCCCGCCAACAUCCCUGGUGGAGAAGGACCGGGAAUUGCCAGCCACUGCAUACCCCUACGAUGAUGAUGCUCGUCAGCGUGGCCUCUCGUCGAAGGCAGCGAUCCCUCCACCCAUUUAUGAAGACUUAGACCACCCCCGCUCUCCCCCUGGACCCAGCAGCUCCUUCCUGGCCAACAUGGGCGGGACUGUUGCGCAUAAGAUCAUGCAGAAAUAUGGCUUCCGUGAGGGUCAGGGCCUGGGCAAGCAUGAGCAGGGCCUCAGCACCGCCCUGUCUGUGGAGAAGACCAGCAAGAGAGGUGGCAAGAUCAUCAUUGGAGACCUGGUAGAGAAAGGUUCUACUCUACCUGGGGCUGAGACACCCGGCUGGACGGUGGCAACAUCAGUUGACUUGUCUAAAAAGCCAGAAACAAACCCACUGACGGAGAUUCUCAAAUGCCCAACCAAAGUGGUCCUACUGCGGAACAUGGUGGGAAGAGGAGAGGUGGAUGAAGACCUAGAGGCAGAGACGAAAGAGGAGUGUGAGAAAUAUGGCAAAGUAGUCAAGUGUGUCAUCUUUGAGAUCUCUGAUGUGUCUGACGAUGAGGCAGUCAGAAUAUUCCUGGAGUUUGAGCGGGUGGAGUCUGCCAUCAAAGCGCACCUCAUUGGACCAUUCAGUUGACCUGUACCAGCAACAUCAGGGGAGCUGAGCAGUAUGUUGAUCAGAGUCCCAACUUUGUUGGCACCCUUGGGGCUUCUUAUCAUUUCCUGUCAUCUCUCACAGGCUCUGUGGUCAGAGUGCAUGCAUCUGUGGAAUGUUUGCUACCUGCAACGUCCGUUUAAGCUCAUCUAACCCUCAGGCAUGGUCAUGUGGAUAUUCUGUAUUUUGUAUGGCAAAAAUGAGUGCCAUCUGGGUGAAUAAAUGCCUACAAAUUAUGAAACUGUUUUAGCGAUUAUUGAAAUGAUUCUUUGCUAGACAUAUAUGUUAACUCCUCCCUUACAAAUUUACAGCAAUUAAUAUGUGUCAUAUGUCUUCUGAAGCAUUCUGACAGGAAGCAGGCGGAGCAUGGAGAUUACUCUGAGAAUUAGCUAAAAAAACAGAAAUGCAGAAUGGUCUUUUCAGAGGAGAUGCUGCAAGGAGAUCAGACUCACUUUGCAUAAUUGCAUCCUCUCAGUUAGUCCCUUAGAGGCGUCCCAUACAUUUGCAGAAAUUAAAAAAAAAUCUUAAUACAAGUGCAGCUAAUUUGCCUGUCAUAACAGCUCAUUGAAGCAUUAAUUAUUCCAUCCUGACCAUCCUUGCUGUAGCUCUCUUUUCUAAGAAGUAUUUCAACUGAUUGCCUUUGUGAAAUAACAGAGGAGUAGCAUGUCGAUAUACUCAAGCUAGGGCUGCAUAAUAUCACAUCAUGAUUAUAUGGCACAUGCACAAUAAUCACCAGGGCUUUAGAUAAUGGGUAAAAUAUUUGUCCGGACGCCAGAAUUUCAGUAUUACAUUUCAGUGUUUCACUUAUGCCCAUAAUUUGAUAAACAGGUUAGAAGUCCACCUACAAGAUUAAUGAGAGGCAUAUAAUGAUGCCCAAAAGUUAGUUAGGGGUAGCUUGUGGCUCAGUGGGCUAAGCCUGUGUGCCUGUAAUCAGAAAGUCACCAGUUCAAACCCAGCUUCAGCAAGUCGGCGGGUCCUUGAGCAAGGCCCUUAACCCCCAGCUACCUGGGCACCUCAACAGGUGGGUGCCCUUUGCAGACAAUUUACUCUACAAAGAGCAAGAUGAGGGAGGUGUAAAGACAAUUUUCCCACGGGGAUCAAUAAAGUAUCUAUUAUUAUUAUUAUUAUUAUUAUUAUUAAUCUGUAUAAAUUUGGCAUAUCUUUGUUUAAUAAACGUGUCUGACUUUAAAAAUUACUGCCACAACGACGUGUUUUUGCGUUGUUUAUCCACAGUGUCCCCUCUUUUAAAAGAUGUUGUGAAUGUUGAGUGGACCCAUUUUUUACCGCUGAUUCAGUGCUUAUCGCUACAUGAUUUACCGAAACGGUAUCGUAUAGUUCUCUGCUAACUGAAUUUAAUAAACAUAGAGGAUGAGGAUCUAAAUAAAGAGAGACACCCAGUAAUGCCAGGCUAGUCAUGAUGUGUGUCAUUUAGCCUCUUGCAGUAGCUUAGGCUGUCUUUCUCAUCACUUUUCUUAAAUCAUUUCUAUUAAAUUUCACUUUAACUUUCACUGACUGGGGCAUGAUCACACAUUUCAUUCAAUAUCAUAAACUUAAUUCAUGGCAAAUAAAUUAUUUCUUAUAUAUUUGUUUUGGCAU
This is a messenger RNA of Paramormyrops kingsleyae, 3314 nucleotides long. Its product is annotated as splicing factor 45-like. Gene Ontology annotation, cellular component: precatalytic spliceosome. Gene Ontology annotation, molecular function: RNA binding. The record is from RefSeq and is a predicted model, not a curated record. Lineage: Eukaryota; Metazoa; Chordata; Actinopteri; Osteoglossiformes; Mormyridae. Gene Ontology annotation, biological process: alternative mRNA splicing, via spliceosome; mRNA cis splicing, via spliceosome.